AUGAAACGAGGCCGAGGUAAGUCCCAAGCGUCCAAGCGUGUCAAAGAGGCUCUACAAGAGGUCGUCGAGCAGGCGGCCCCAGAGGACUACUCUACCGUCAUUCUGUCCUGUACCACUAAAGAGGAACUCCUCCGUCUGAUAGCGCAGUUACAGCCCAACCCCAACAACGAGUCGGCCGGGCCCCCACCGAGCGUAUCUUCCAAAGACCCCAUCCUUGCGUUGGAGAAGGACGCUCCACUGACCUGUUCACAGUGCCUUCGAACAUUCAAGAGGGCUCGUGACCCUGGCCCCUGUGCGACCUGCA
Perkinsus marinus ATCC 50983 is the source of this 304-nucleotide messenger RNA. RefSeq lists its product as hypothetical. The transcript has a single exon. NCBI's taxonomy places the organism in Eukaryota, Perkinsozoa, Perkinsida, Perkinsidae. The record is from RefSeq and is a predicted model, not a curated record. The annotation marks the transcript as partial.